AUGGAAUCGAGGGUCCCAGAAGAGGGCUCGCUGCAGGCGGAACCUCCUGCUGCUCCUGCUGCUGCUGCAGCUGCUGCUGCUGAUUUGACGUUGCAAGAUGCAGCAGCAGCAGAAGAAGCAGCAGCAGCAGAAGCAGCUGAAGUGACGAAAGGGGAGACUGCUGCAGCGGCCCCAGCAGCCUCAGGAAGCCCCGAAGCAGCAGCAGCAGAAGCAGGCGACGCAGCAGCAGCAGAAGCAGGGGACGCAGCAGCUGCAGCAGCAGCAGACACUGCAGCAGCAGCAGCAGCAGCAGACAUGGCCGAAGGCGAGGAAGCUGCCAGUCCUUCCGAGUCGCCAUCCGACGCAGCGUCCGCAGCAGCAGCAGAAACACCACAAGCAGCAGCAGCAGCAGCAGCAGCAGCAGCAGCAGCAGCAGCAGCAGGAAGCGAGGCAACAGAAAACCUCUUUGGCUCCGCCGACGAAGCCAGCAGCAGCGAAGGGUCUCUAGCGAGCGACGGAGACUUAUUUGGGGAAGAGGCGUCUCCCGUUGCUGCUGCUGCUGCAGCAGGAGACUCGGAUGCAGAGGAUGGAGCAGCAGCAGCAGCAGCAGCAGCAGAAGAGACCGAGACCCGCAGCGCGGAGGAGACCCCCAAAGAAGCAGCAGAACGGCUGCCCCCGCUGCUGCUGCAGCUAGGAGACACCUGGGCCCCGCAGCAGCAGCAAACUGCUGUUUGGACUUGGAGAGUCCCCCCGGCUUUGUCUCUCAUUUACGCAGCAGACCAGCAGCAGCAGCAGCAGCAGCAGCAGCAGCAGCAGCAGGUUGCGAUCAGGUUCUUCAACGAUGAAGCUGCAGCAGCAGACGACAAACCCGCAUCUAAGAGCAACUGCCGGCUGGUGCAGUUUAGCGACGACUCGUAUUGUCUCUUUGUGGACGACAAAGGCUUUGAAUGCAAUAUCAAGAAUGAUGUCUCCUACAUCUUUGAGUCCAAAGGAGCGCGGGGCCCUCUCUGCAGUGUAAUGGCUUCGGAUAAGAGACUGCAAAUGCUGCUGCCAGCGGGCUUUGGUCCGGGGUCUUUUUUGGCGAAGUCGAAAAGCUCUUUGCGAGAAGCAGCAAAAAGCCGAACUGCUUUGACAGCAACAGAACUUGUGCAAAUGGAGGAGACAGCGGAGCAGCAGCUUUACCUGGCCCGCCAAGAAGCAGCAAAAAGCCGAAGAGCUGUUGCAGAUUCCCAGCGGGGACUCACGAGGGGCUUUUUGGAGGCAGAGGACUCCGAGCUCGAGGACGAUCAGG
Messenger RNA from Eimeria tenella, 1270 nucleotides. RefSeq lists its product as uncharacterized. The record is from RefSeq and is a predicted model, not a curated record. NCBI's taxonomy places the organism in Eukaryota, Apicomplexa, Conoidasida, Eucoccidiorida, Eimeriidae. The transcript has 7 exons. The annotation marks the transcript as partial.